CAUCUUUGAUACGCUGGUGGAUGUCGCAAAGAAGACCUCUUAUAAAAACCGUGGCACAACGUUUCUUCUUUCUCUUUGUUCAGCUAACGUCUGUGAAAUGUUGCAUUGCUACAUGUCCUCCUCAGAAAGUUGCUCUGUGACUGCUGGCAUAGACUCCAGUCUACCUCAUGAUGGUGGUGUUGAAACACGUGGCUUCGGAUGAUUUACGCCAAUGGCGUUUGUACGUGCUGAACAUCUGCGUUUGAUGCAACGUUUAUAAAUCGCAUUGAACGCGAUAAUGAGUCAAGUUGGCGAUGGCAGUAGUGACGUUUCCAACUGAGAGAUGUACGAAGACCAAGAAGUCCUUUUGGUGUACAUUUUGGAAUAUGAUCUCUGGCUUCUGCAUGGAUGUCCCCUAAUGUGCAAAUGUAACUUUGAAACUUGAAAUGGUGUUGUAGAGUUUUGAAUGAGUUUGUUUGGAUGAAUGUCUUUCAAUAAAAGCGUGAAAACCUUAACUUGUGACGUGUGGUUAUCUGGUUACUACUAUUUGAUGACUGGAGUGGUGCUUCACUUCAUUAAUCUGGGUUAUGGUGCAACUUAAGUUUACUUAAUGUGCACAUCAAUAAGUGCUUUAGCCUAUAUACCAGGGAUCUCCAACCCUGCUCCUGGAGAACUACCAUCCUGAAGACUUCAGUUCCAACCCUGCUCCAACACACCUGUCUGUAAUUAUCAAGUAACCCUAAACACCUUGAUUAGUUGGUUCAGGUGUGUUUGAUUGGGGUUGGAGCUGAAAUCUGCAGGACAGUAGCACUCCAGGAGCAGUGUUUGAGACCCCUGCAGUAUAUACCAUUAUGAAUCUUUUAAAGAAUUUACUAGCAAAUGCUACAACGACAUACGUCCAAUAUAUUGAGUGUGGGCCGCUGAGCUAAUAGACAAUACAUUGUAUAACCCACCGUCCUACACGGAUGAUCCACUCGUUUCUGACUGCAGGAAGACCGGGUUCCCGAAACCGUUACAUGCUCCCUACUUCCGGAUUAUUGCUCAUGCUCGCUUCGUUGUACGGUUCAUCACCCGAAUGAUAUUUCAGAGCGAGUUUUCAUAGAUUCGCGUGUGUCUGAAAGACGAGCUCUCUGUAUAAACUCUGAAUCAAAUGUACGACGUUUUCAUCUAGACUAGCGCAACUGUUGGAUUUACGCGUUUAAAUGAAACUUGUAAGAUUUAUGAACAAUCGUGCACCAUCUAAUAAGAGAUAUCAGCCAACAGAAUAUGAGCACGCUGCUAACUGUGCCACACAUGCGCUCUGGAUCAUUCCCAGCAUUGUGGGUGGGAUCUUGUUGUACCUCUUAUCCGAUGACCACUGGGAGGAGAUUUCAGCAUGGCUGUAUGGAGCAGGACUAUCAAGCCUUUUCAUCAUAUCCACAGUUUUCCAUACUGUCUCCUGGAAAAAGUCUCAUCUCCGAUCAGUUGAGCACUGUUUCCACAAGUGCGACAGGAUGGUGAUCUAUUUCUUUAUUGCAGCAUCCUACACACCAUGGCUGACACUGCGGGAUCUUGGCCCAUGGGCUGCCCACAUGCGUUGGGUUGUCUGGGUGAUGGCCUCUGGAGGAACUGCCUACGUGUUCUUCUUUCAUGAAAGGUUUAAAGUUGUAGAGCUGAUCUGUUACAUAGCAAUGGGUGUUUUCCCCGCUCUUGUCAUCCUCUCUAUGGCAGACAGGUCAGGUCUGUGUGAGCUGUUGGUUGGUGGUGGGUGUUAUGUGUUGGGCAUGGUGUUCUUUAAAAGUGAUGGAAUAGUGCCCUUUGCUCACGCUAUAUGGCACCUCUUUGUUGCAAUGGGAGCAGGCAUCCAUUACUAUGCCAUCUGGAAGUACCUGUACACACCUGUCAAUCAACCAACCAGUACGGCCCGGUGACACACAUAUGCAUACACCUAACCACAAAAUCAUUUGAAUAUAUAUUUACCACUGAAGUGCUUAAGUUCUACUAAAGCAUAAACAGCAUUGUUUAUUUUUUCUGUUGUGUUUUUGCUAGCAGAUGGUUUGACUGAUGUAAUUCUUGUCACUUAUUAAUAGGUCUUUAACUAGCACAUACAACAUCUAGCCUUUGUGAGACUACAGGCAGCAGGGGUCAUUUUGGACCUGAGACCGUGUGCAAAUCCUGAGACUGAUAAAGGAUCCAGAACAAGAACGAUUCUAGAAAAACUAUGGACGUAUUACAUGAAGGUUUACAAUUUUUGUAAAAGGUACUGCAAAGGUAAAAUCACUGCCAGAUAUUUGUAAAAACACUCAACCUGAGGUGCGUUUCCCAAAAGCAUCACUAGCUAUCUAUGGUCACAAGUGUCAUUGAAUUCUAAUUGUAACAACGGAAGUUGCGACCAUAGUUGCUUUUGGGAAAUGCACCCUUGGUUAGUAAUUACUUGACUACAGUUUAAAGGUAUUUUCUGUAAUGUUUUUAAACCGACUUGGGAUUAUUCUACUAAUUCAGCCACUGCCAGUGUGGAGAUGUUCUUAUUUAUGUCAGUAAUAUGAGUACAUUUCGUAUUACUGUACACAGUAUCAAUUCUCCAUGCUUCUAGUCUAGUGCUAGUAUGUUGCAUUUUUGGGUGUGUAAUGUCUUUGGAAAAUGCCACAAGUGCUUGAUGACAAUGUCCAGGAAAAGAUUUGCCUGGACAGGACAUCUGAUUUCAUGGUUUAAUGGAAUAUAUUAUGAUUGUGCACUGUUUUUUUUUUUACUUUAAAGUGUGCUUCAUGGUAAUGUCUAUUAAUUGGUUUUAAUCAAGUCAAAAUAUUGUUUAAUAAUAAUAUUGAAUGACUGAAUCAACUUGACUACGUUAUAGGCUUACACCAACAAAAAUACUUUUGAGGGUUAGGUUAGAGAAAUAGCUCACUUUUUACCAUUUUAACAGUAUAGUAUAUUGAGACUUGCAUGGGACCAAUUUAAAGGGUGUUGCCCAUUUUACUGCAUUCCAUUUCAGUGACAAUCUGAAAACAAAAAAGUGUUUUAUCUUAGAUGUUAUUUAUUAAUUUCAAUUUACAGCUGCUGUUGAUGUUGUAUUAUGGAUCAUUUUAUAUGAGCGCUUAAUAAUAGGGUAUAAAACAUAUACACUGAAAAUUGUCAGCUAUUUGCCUUCUUCAUUUAAAGGUUUCACAAACAGGAGUAACAACUACAUUUUGAGAGAAUACUGAUGUACUGACUUCAGUACUGAGAGUCAGAUUCACCUCAAAUUAAUUUGAGAGUCGUUAAAGAAACAAUUCACCCAAAACUGAAAACUGUCAUCAUUUAAUUAACCAUGUUUUGUUCCAUACCUGCAUAUUUUUGGUUUUUCUUCUUUAAUUUAAAUGUUUAGGCUACUCUUUUUUUUUUGUUGUUCUUUUCUUUUCUUUUUUUUAUGGAGGCAUGUUUCCGCCACAUGAUAAAAAAGAUAAUUGCAACUUUUUUAUCUCACAAUUUGAAUAUUUUCUCUUGUAAUUAUAAGAAACAAACAAACAAACAAAAAAAUACUCAGAAUUGUGAGAUAUAAACCUAGAAUUGCCUCACAAUUCCAAGUUUAUAUCUCACAGGUCUGAGUUUGGAGCAACAUGAGGAUGUAAAUGAUGGCAGAAUUUUCACUUUUGUAAUAACUAUAAUACACAAUUGGCACACUUACCAUCUUAGCUUCAGUGUUAACCACUGGUCAAGGUUUGUAAAUUAGCCAUCUGUUUAUUUGACUGAUCAGCCAAAGCAUUUGCUCUCAGGGUUGCCAUCUCACUGGUUGGUACCAUCACAAUUCUUUAAGCAUUCCAUUUUUGGUGCAAUCUCUUAGGCCAUACAUAUUUUAAUAACUGUUUAACAUUGAAAAUAAACUUGAACAUUGUAGAUAGUAUUUUUAAUCAGGGCUAAUAAGUGAUCAGGGGCACAUUGGUUGUUACAGCUACUGAUUGUCAAGUCAAGUUUAACGCAGAAAAAACAAGUCUGCAGUUUUUACCUCUCCGACUACUAAACUGAAGUCUAUUAAACAGGUAUUUAAAUUUGUAUGGCCUUUACAAUCAUAUAAAACUCUUAAGAGUUACCAGUUGUAACAGCAUUUUUUUAACAAAAUGUAUAUUUAUUGUUUUACAUCUUAAAAAAUAGUAUUUAAUGUAUUGUGAAUAUAGAAAGUGUUUGGUCAGUAGUUGUAAUCUACGUGUACAAAAGCUACAAAUUCAUUAUAGUGUUGAUAUUUGCGUUCACUGUGCUAAGAUUAAACAUUUCGCAGGCAUCUCUUUUUGAUAAAGAUGUUAUAUUUGAUGAUAAGUGAAUUUCAGCUGAAAUGUGUAUGCUAUUGAAACACCUCGCCUCAGUAAGUGAACAUGUGUUUAUGCUUUUAGUGUUGCAACACUCUGUCAGGUACGUUUUUGCUCCCUUAAGGAUUUAGAUGAUAGUAAGGGCUGUUUGUGACUUAAAUUAAUAAGGUUUCAGUUUGAACUUGAAAUUGCUUCUGCUCUCUAUCUUGACUAAGUAUAAUAUCUAAAUCUAUACAUUUUUGAACCCAGUGGUAGAAUGAGUUUAUGUAUGUACCUAAAUUAUUUAAGACUUUUGAUAUUCUUUUGUAUUGUGUUUUGUUUUUACCAUUGUUUACUUUUUUUUAUCUGUUUAAGUAUCUUUGUUUGGUGUAUUAUGCUUUAUGACAAAGUGUUUGCUUGGGGGUUUAUGAAGUUUACAUCCAUUAUACAGCUUUCACUGCCAGUCAGCCUGAGAUUAAUACAUUUAGAUUUCCUUUGACCUUGAGUUUAGUAAAAAAAAAAAAAAAAAAAUAUGAAAACUCAUAUGAUGCUCGAGGAGUUGUGUUAGCUAGUUAGAGUGCAUGCUGAAUGUACAGAAGUCCUUCCGCAUACUUUUGAGUCACUAAUAUGCUGGAUUACAUGCUAAAAUGAUUAAAAGCAUAUGGUUACUUCUGACUCAAAGCUUAAAUAAAAUGCACUGCAACAAAAUUAUUGCACAAUUUAAUGCUGGUUUUCCCUGACAAGUCUUACUUAAAUUAUGUAUAGAAUUUGGCAAAGUCUGUUCAUGAUGCUUGAUGUACCAAACUUUCAUACAUCAGGCUUCCUACCUGUCCUUGAGUUAUGAAAAAUAUGUAUUCAGUAAAAUUACUGAAUCCUCUAUUGAAACCGAAUCCACUUGAAACCUAACCCUGACCUCACUGUAAAUAUCAUUUGUGCCUUUUCUAGUUUGGAUGUGUUUCAGAACAGUUCAAGGCUUUGUGUUGUUAGCCAUUCUGCUGAUUUACUCUGCAUAAAAAAGUGAACUUUUCACAUGAAGGUAUUUGUGAUUGUGAUUUUGCGGCAAUGUUUGUAUUGCCCCAGUUUUUGUAUAUGUAUUAAGACCAUGUUAUUUCAUACCAAUGCUUUUUAAUCCAGGAAAACUCCUUCUCUCUGAAUCAUUAUUUGAUGCCUGCAUUCUAUAUAUUUUGUAUGUCUGUGGGUUGAUCAAUAAAUGCUAAGAAUGAAAAAAAAAGAAAAAAAAAAUCCUUGCAUACUGUUGAAAUUUUAUACACACUUUUGAACCAAUUAUUUAUUACAUUGUUUAAGCCUACUUAUAAUACUUUUUACUGCAAAUCACAGUUAAUGUUGAAUACAGUCAUGUUGCAAGACAAUUUUUAUAUUUUAAACAAAUUCUUCUAUAAAUCCAUGUUGUUUGCUGUCUACUGAAAUAGACAGAACAUUUCUUAACAAUUCAAUUCAAGUUUAUUUGUAUAGCGCUUUUCACGAUACAAAUCGUUGCAAAGCAGCUUUACAGAAAAUUAAGUUUCUACAAUAUAUUUAGAAGUAGCUUGUCAGUGGUGACUGUCAAAUUGAUGUACAAAUGGCAGAAAUCUACAGUAAAAUUUAGUUAAUGAUGUAAUCAUUUGAUGUAAUGAUGUUAACAUUUGAUGUAAACAUCAUUUUAUAUACCUUCAAUUAAAUAAUGUUCAAUUGUAGUUUGGUUUUAUUUCUUUGUUACAGCCUUGUGAUCAUUUUCUGUAUUUUUAGAACAGGCUUUGAAAGAAUGGCAACGUUUUGACAAAAUGCAGCAUUUGCUCUAAAUGAUUAUUCAAUUUUAUAUUAGGGAUCAAUCCAUUCUACCCACAGCCUACAGAUGAAAUCACUAAUGUUUCAUGUACAAAUGUCUUCAGUGAGCUAAAAUGUCCUGGGAUUUGAAGGAGUGUAUGCUUCUUUCUGAUCUGCUGAAUGUCCCAGUAGAGGGCCCAACUUUACACCCUCAGGAAACUACAUAUCUAUUAGUUAUUCCACUGGACUGAAUUAUUCAUAGAGAUCUGCCAUGUUCUUAACAGACAUUUUCAGCAAAGUGCCCAAAUUACAUUAAAUGGCUAUUCCCAAUCUCCCUUUUGAACAUUUGCAUAACAUCCAUUCUUUAACCAUUGUAUUUGUCAAUGUAAAACCAUUUUGACUUCUCACUAAGCCUACAUUAUUUUAACUGCAGUUUCUAUUAAAAAACAAAUAGUACAGCCGAAAUAAGUAAUACUGUACUAAAAUUGAACAAGUUAAUUAAUACAUUUACUCACUCCUCAGAAAAAAUAAUGGGUAUGGGCCUAACAUUUAACAUGGUAUUGAAAUAAUGCUAGUAAGUAGGCCUAUUGUUAGACUAUUCAUAGUUUUAUAUGAAUGUGAGUGUUUUCUUUCACAGAAUGGGUGUUCUCUCCUUAUUUUUAUUUUGUAGAUAAAUAUGGAUCAUAGCCAUCUGAAUAUAGCUCACUAGAGCUGAACCAGGCUACACAUUUGCGCAAAUAGUGACACCAAAAGGUAUACCCAAAUUUUAGAAUGACUUUUCAUCAACCGGUGUAGUAUUUUAGUGGAUGACCCCCUUUAGUGAAAGAGUCCCCUUGUGAAAAGAAGUACACUUUAGAAUAAA
This is a messenger RNA of Cyprinus carpio (common carp), 6843 nucleotides long. Its product is annotated as monocyte to macrophage differentiation factor 2-like. Gene Ontology annotation, cellular component: membrane. NCBI's taxonomy places the organism in Eukaryota, Metazoa, Chordata, Actinopteri, Cypriniformes, Cyprinidae. Gene Ontology annotation, molecular function: pore-forming activity. The transcript is spliced from 10 exons. The record is from RefSeq and is a predicted model, not a curated record. The coding region runs from base 1182 to 1889 and encodes 235 amino acids.